Molecule: messenger RNA, 3606 nt
Organism: Tinamus guttatus (white-throated tinamou)
Lineage: Eukaryota; Metazoa; Chordata; Aves; Tinamiformes; Tinamidae
Source: RefSeq, a predicted model, not a curated record
GUUGAAGAAGACUCAGCUACAAAUGGUGGAAGUCUUGAUACUAGAGGUUGAAGAUCCGGGUUGCUUUUGGGUUACUUUAAAAGGAAGUGGGCCUUAUGUAGCCAAUGACAUAGAAUAUAUAAACAUGAAUGCUGAAAUGAAUCAGUUCUAUAACAAAUCUGGUCGAGAUGCAGAUGAAAUAAAACCACUAAUGUUAGAAGAAGGCCAGAUUUGUGUGGUUUUUAGCAAGGAACUAAAAUGCUGGUGUAGAGCAAUUAUUAAGUCAAUCAUGUCCUGCACAGAUUAUUAUCUAGUGGAAUGUUUUCUUGUGGAUUAUGCCAAAUAUAUCUACGUUAAAUCAAAAGACAUUCGAAUUGCAGAGGACAAAUUUAUGCAAAUUCCAUAUAGAGCAAAGCAAUGUGGACUGUAUCGCACAAAGCCAGUGACUUUACAUAUCAACUUUUGUGAAGAUACUGCAAAAAUAAUACCAGCUAAAAGAUGGGAUUGUGCUGCUGCUCAAUAUUUUCAAAGCCUUCUCAAAGCAACUACUGAAAUCAAAGCCCAGUUAUGUGCUGUCGAAGGUAACAAAUUUGAUGUUCUACUUUAUGUGACAAUAAAAAAUGAGAAGGUAUGUGUUAAUGAUGAUCUAGUCUCAAAGAAUUUUGCUCAUUUUGAAGAAAGUAAAGAGAUUGCAGAGUGUCCUGCAAAUGAUGAAGAGAGCGAGACAUCGUUAAAUGCCAAGUAUCCUCUUCCACUGAAAAUUACUCAUCCUUCACUUGCUUUCAACCCAGUACUAUUUCAGGAGGAGGUAGCCAAGAACGUUGAAACAGGUCAUACUGUCUCCAGUUCCUUUCCUUUCAAGAAAGGACUAAAUAAUCACCAAAUGUCAAGCAGAGAUCUAAAUGGAAGCACCGAAUCUAAUUUUCAAAAUGUUAGUGCAGAAGGAAAGUUUGUUUUUCUUAGCAACAAAAUUGAGCCAUCUACAAUUCUGGAAACAGCACCACUUUUUGAUGAACUGAAAAAGGAACUUAUUCGGAAAAACUUUUUAGGCCCUAACUUCACAGAAUCUUAUUGUUGGCCACCAAUAGCUCGGGGAUGUGAUGUACUUGCCAUCUCACAUCAGGGAAAUGAUCCUCUGUUAUAUAUUCCACCACUUCUUACGUUUUUGCAAUCAGAAAGUUGCUACAAAUCCUUGCCAAAUAGGAGUGGACCACUGGCAUUAAUUGUAUGUCCUGGAUGGAAGAAGGCGCAACUUGUGUUUGAAUUAUUGAAAAUAUACAGCAGAUUUUCCAGACCACUUCAUCCCAUGUUGAUAAUAGUUGGGCAAAAAAAAGAAGAAGCUAGGGACAUUAGAAUUCAUCGAGGAUGUGAAGUUAUCGUGACUACACCAUACAGCCUCUUGAGACUGUUUGAACAUCACAGUUUAUUAUUUCUUAGACUUUGCCAUCUUAUUUUUGAUGAGAUUGAGGUACUGUUCUCUGAAGCUAGUGAACAGGUUUUUACCAUACUAGAUUAUUAUAAGAAAACUAUAACUAUAGAAGAACGUCUGUAUUCACCACAUCAGAUUGUUGCUGUUGGAACUUGUUGGAAUAAACAUAUAACAGAAUUACUGAAGGAAUUCAUGAAUGAUCCUUAUAUUGUAAUAACUUCUAUGGAGGAAGCUUCCAUAUAUGGAAAUGUCCAACAGGUUGUGCAGCUUUGCUUGAACAGUGAGAGGAUUGCCGUGUUGCUCAGAAUACUGGAUUUAACACCUAAGCAUAUUGAAAAGACGCUCAUAUUCACUAGCACAACAAGUGAAACAGAAAUGGUUCAUCAGGCACUGAGAAGCAAUUCGGUAUUUUCUGUGGAAAUACAUAAAGAAAAAGAGUUUAGUUUUGAAUAUGCUUUACAGCACUGGAGUUCUGGCACUCGUGUUGUGUUAGUCUUAACAGAUGACUGCAUGCAGUCUUUGGGAAUUACGGAUGCAACUUGUGUGAUACAUUUCAGUUUUCCUUCUUCUCCAAGAAUCUUUGGUCAACGACUACAGAACAUGUCUGACAACUUCCAUAAUGUGAUAGAGAAGGGUUCUUGUGUAGAUCAGGAGCAUACAAAGGCAAGGUCAGUCUUAUUCUUGACAGAAAAUGAUGCUUGCUGUGCUCUUGGGGUCCUGCGCUAUUUGGAGCGUGCUGAAACUGAAAUCCCACGAGAACUUUAUGAUUUUACUGCCAGGGUGCUAGAAGCUGAAGAAGAGAAGAAGUUUGCAAGGCCACUUUGCACCUAUCUUAAAACACUUGGGAUUUGCAAGAAUAGGAGGGUGUGUGCAGAUCGUCAUCAUAUUAAUGUACAAACAGAUAUGCCAGAUAAAAUUAUACCAACGCUUGGGUGUGUGACAGUAAUGCCUCUCCAUAUUAUAAAUGCAACAAACUACUUUGGUCGCAUAAUAGAUAAACAAAAGGACCAAUAUGCGAUUCUUGCUGAAGAAAUCAAUGAUUAUUUUAAGAAACCAAGUAAUAAGGUCUCUGUUGAAAAGGUGGAGAGGCUAGCAUUAUAUGGAUUGUAUGAAGAAGCACUUUUUCACAGGGUUCAGGUAGUAGAGUUUUCCCCAAAAGAGGAAGAAAAAUUCUUUAAUGUUACAAUUAAAUACAUAGAUGAAGGCAGAAUAAGUCAAGUUGAGAGCCAUCAAUUGCUUCAGUUACCUGCAAGAUUUCAGUGUCUGCCACCUCAGGCUGUGGAAUUCAUAGUUUGUAGCGUGAAGCCCAUUGAUAAUGAAAUUGAAUGGAACCCAAGGGUUACUAGCCACAUUUAUCACAAAAUUAAAGGAAAUCCCCAUGAGGCAAAAAUAGUGCUUACUUUGGGAAAUACAGUUUGGGUUGAACCAAUGGUCCGGGUUACCAGGCUUUCAAAUUUGAAGACGUCUGUCAAUGAAUACAAUGUUCGAUCUGAGAUUUUGUCCAUGGGGCUAGGAACAGACAAUCCGGAACACAUAGAACAACUUCAGAAGUUGUGCAGACGUGUGAAAGUACCAACUCAUGAGAAGAACCUGGAGACUUUAUUAAAGGAGGAAAUGGCCAGUCCACAAAGUGUGUCCAGCUUGGAGAAUAUACAAGAAAACUCGAUUGAAAGCUGUAGCUCUUCCAAAGUGACUAUGGAGAAUCAUUCAUAUGACAGCGUAGCAGAAAUUAAGGAAGCAGAAGAUUCUACCCUUCAUCAGCGUAAAUGCUUUUAUCCAGAAAUAAAAUGGUUUCAAAAUGAAGAGACUGUUACAGUGAAAGUUAAAAUAGCAAGUAUAUCAGACUAUAAAUGCGAGUUCUCUAAAGAGAAGGUGGUUUUCAGUGCUUGUUCAGGAGACAGAUCUUAUUUGGCUGACCUGGAACUGCAACAGCAUAUACUUGCAGAAAAAUCUGCGUGUGUGAUUAAGGAUAAAGAGGCUGUUAUUGUCCUUGCCAAAGAAGAGAGCGAGCUGUGGUGCAAGCUGCUGAAAAACAAGAAUCCUCAUGUGUCUUUUGAUUUUGAACACUGGGAAGAUUUUGAGGAUGAAGGCCCAUUUCCGACUGGUAUUAAAAAAUUGCAUUAUAUUAAUGAGGUAACAGAAUGGAUGGACUCUUCAGAAGACAGUGGAACAGAAAGUGAUGAUUAAUUUGGAGAUAA